Molecule: messenger RNA, 1296 nt
Organism: Bacidia gigantensis
Lineage: Eukaryota; Fungi; Ascomycota; Lecanoromycetes; Lecanorales; Ramalinaceae
Exons: 4
Coding region: 1-1296 (431 amino acids)
Biological process (GO): homologous chromosome segregation; meiotic sister chromatid segregation; attachment of mitotic spindle microtubules to kinetochore
Cellular component (GO): monopolin complex; nucleolus; mitotic spindle
Molecular function (GO): microtubule site clamp; protein binding
Source: RefSeq, a predicted model, not a curated record
AUGCCCAAGGUAAAACCCAUCUCUCUUUCUGCGAUGGUAGACACCGAUGGGGAAGAAGACGCACGGGACACGGCUGCGCUUCCAACCCCAGAUUCAAAUCAAGAAAAUCCUGGCAGUGGUAGAAAGAAAGGCGGGCGACAGAAGGCGAAUGCAAAGAGGUUUACGAAACCAAAACGCCUCAGCGGGGAUUCCAUGACCUCCAAAGCUACAGGCCUGACAAAACCUAAAGCUGGUAGAAGGCGAGCGCCUUUGAAGGACACAUUCAACGACCAGAAGAUCGACGAGACCGAAGAGGUCGAUGAGUUUGCGCAAUCUGAUGCGGACAUGACCGCAGAUCCAAUCCAGGAGCGAAGUCCAGUAUUGAAGAGGAAGGCUGCAACUACCAAAGUGGGAAGGCCAGCAAAAGUACGGGUAACCAAGCAAGUGGGUGCCGUCGCAAAAGAUGGCGAGUUCGAAUACACGCCUACGGUACAGCGGCAGACAAAACGAGCUGCCAAAGACACGAUUGGCGAUCCCGACCAUCGAAUCCAACAUGAUCCGCAUGGCUCAACUGAAUUCAGGCACCCAGGAGAGGAGGUCAUCCAUAAUGGAGAAUUGACGCCACAGGCUCUCUCUCGUCGAAGCAAUAAUGCUCAAGGGGCGCCAAGGCAGCGAAAGAUUGCGCCUACCAGGCGCCGAGCUGGCAGCGCAUCCGAGACUGAUAGGACCGUCGGUGACCCAACACUACGAAGGAGACUCGGAGAAAUGACAAGAAAGUUUGAGAAUUUGGAUCUGAAAUACAGAAAUCUGAGAGAAGUUGGCCUGAAGGAAGCCGAAAUCAAUUAUGACAAGCUGAGGAAACAAUCAGAAGUCAACGCGCAAGCCGCAAAUGAUUUAAUCGCUUCGAUGAAGAAGGAAAUUGCGAUGCAGAAAGCCAUUGUUAAAGAGUCGCAAUCAUUCCAAAGCCAAGUGCAAAUAAGGGAAGCCGAUCUGACUCAGACUCGCGCACUGGCAGAUCAGCUUUCAAAGUCAUUGGCUGAAGCCCAAAAUGAGAACAAAGCUCUUCAAGCCAAAUUAACAACAUUACAUUUUAAGCUUGCCGUUGCUAAAGAUACAGAUGAUACAUAUGAGGAUACCGAAUUCCAAUAUAUGCCAAGGCUAGACGAGAAUCGCGAUCGCGAUUUGAUUAGGCUUUUGCCAGAGUACCUGACGGAGGACAUUACCUUCUCGAGAAUGAAUGCCGCCAUGUUCUAUGGGCGAGUUGGAGAGACGCUAACGAAGCGACGAUCGACUGAGGUUCCUGACCGGCCAGUGUGA